Aspergillus niger is the source of this 558-nucleotide messenger RNA. RefSeq lists its product as hypothetical. The record is from RefSeq and is a predicted model, not a curated record. Lineage: Eukaryota; Fungi; Ascomycota; Eurotiomycetes; Eurotiales; Aspergillaceae. The transcript is spliced from 3 exons. Bases 1 to 558 code for a protein of 185 amino acids.
AUGACAUAUCCCGCACAGGCAGACCGCAUCUUGGUCAUGACCACCAACGCUAUCGGGCAGCUGGCUCGCGCUCCCCUACGUUCCGGGCGCGUUAAUCUGAAGGGGGGCAGAUUCGUCAACGUUUCUCGCCAGCCUACUCUGAGUAGACGUGAGAUUAUAUUGUCCAAUCUGCUAUCCUCGCAUAAUGCCCCUUCAUGUCGUUACCGUGCAGCAGAGGUCCAGAAUUACCUCUUGCAGUACACAAGUCGUGCUUUGGAAGCAGUCAAGGUGUUUUUUACCUCGUUAGGUAAACCGCAACUGCACUUCUACUUCGAUACCGAUUGCGAGGAAGACUUGUCUUCCUUUUAUCCCCCAGGCUCACCGGAUGUAUUCAUGUUCAACGGCCAAAUCUACAGCAUUUGGGUAAAUGUCGCGAUCUUCUCUCGGCACAGAGCGAGCAACGACAAGGCGAACAAUCAAGUCCUUAUCCUUCUCCAACAUGCUUCAAAGGAUCUCAAGUCUGGGUAUUGGGACACCUUUAACGAGAUCUUCGGAUCGGCGGGGAAUUGCGUUAUAUAG